CACAACACCUUAGCAACCACCAUGGCAAAACAGUUCGCUAAUAACCUAGAAUGUUAUUUUUUCUGGCCAGAGGCUGAAUCAAACAUAAUAUUCCACAGAUUCUAAUGAAUGAAGUUUGCAUCUUUUUCACAAGCUGGUUGUGAUUUGAUGGCUUUUUUCUGACCUAAUAUUUUAUUGAACAUUCAUUGCAUCCCUGGGUCAGUUUUAACAAGCGGUUUUAACCAAGUUUUCCAGCUAGUUACCCUUCAGACUUGCUUUGACAUAAUGGAGCAUCUAGAAAUCUGUCAGUAUCCCUGUUUAAAUUCUGUUCUGGUUUUGGAAACUGUAGCCUAUUGUACAGGUCAACACUGCUAAAUUGAAUUUUUGUUCUAGCCAAGGGCCAAACCGCCUCAACCAACCACAUCCCAGUCUAGCUGCUGCUCUAAUGACCGGCAGGGGGCGCUCGCUGUGAGAUCAGCCCCAGGAUCACGUACUUCUCCGCUCCUGCGCGUGCGCGCUGCCCGUGCGCGUGCACGGCGCGGUCCUGACGAGCGCCCGGAUCUCCAGCUUGAUCUGUCGCGAGCUCCCCCACGAGAUGAGCUCCGAGUCGCGCGGCGGAGUGACUCCCCUGAUUCCUCCAGAACUGAGACCAAAUGUUUGAAUGAAUGAAUGGCAGAAGAGAGUGAUGCUGUGCGAGAGAGAAAGAAGACACAUGCGUCGGAAUGACACAGGGUUUCACCCCACUGAUCCCAUUCCUGCUGCUGCUGCUUAUGGGAUUUGCAAUGGCCAGUCUCCAUCUGUGGCCCUCAGUUCACGUUGCUCUGAGCAAUGGCAGCGUUUUUGUCAAUUACGACGCAGUCGGCAACCUGACGGACGAAGAGCUGGCCAUGGCUUUGGUGGACAUUGAUAAGAAUGUAACCGUGCUGACCAAGCCUCUCCAGUUUAACCAGUCUGGAGGCUCAUUGGAGUUUGACUGCGCAUGCUUCUUGUACGCUGGAAAUUUCAGCUUCAAGAUAGAGCAAAGAGCCCAGCAGGGCUCAUCUAACAAAACAUCUAGCCAGUGGUGGAGCCCAGUAUUGCGAGUCCAGUGGCCCACUUUCCAUCUUGGAGUGGAGCGGGCUAGCAACAAUCACAGCUCAGACGCCUUUCAAAUCGCUGUGUCCACUAAUGACCACUUCCACGCCUGCUCCAGCAGCAAGACCUCAUCCCUCUACCUGGAGGUCAGCUACCUGGAGCACAACCAGAUCGGGAAGAAAAGCAUAGACAAGGUGCAGAACCGCAUGAGGCGUGACAUCAAGGUCGUCAAGUCCCAGCAGGUGGAGCUGGACUGCGCUUCCCAGCUGACCGAACGUGGCUUCAUCCAGGUGGCCCUCAAAUCCCACCUCUCCCAGCAGGACAUCAAAUCCUCAGGGCCGCUCUACCUUUCCCGCAUCUUUUCCUACAAGCUGCUGGUGGAGAACAUCUACAGGAAUGGCUGUGAGGGCACAGUGUCGGUCCGCCUGCUCUCCCCACCCUGCACGGUCACCACUGGGAAAGUGCUGCUGUAUAAGGAGGUCAAUACAGCUGCAGAGCAAGCAGAUCCAUCUCAGCUGGCUUUUAACUUCCUCAGCCAAGGCGAGAAUGAGACCGAGUUUAACUGCUCUGUCUUCGACCUCGGCAGGAAUAAGUACUGCUUCCAUUUUGCCCUCAUCUACAGCCAGUCUCCCAGUUCAGCACACACCUGCAUCAUCGUGCAGAGGAAUGCUGUAGAGAUCUGGGGCCCCUGGCAAACGUGGAGCGGCUGCAGCGUGACCUGUGGCGAGGGAGUGCGAGAGCGAGUGCGUGAGUGUCUGCUGCCUUCUAGUGGUGGCAUGCAGUGCACUGGCCUGGUGAGAGAUCAGUCACACUGCUCCCUGGAAGACUGCGCUGAGGACCUGCCUCCUCCUUCCUUCCCACCUCCUCCAGCUUUGCACUCUUUUCUGGGGGGAAAUAUGGUUGUGGUGGCCGGUAUCUCUCUGUGUCUGGUGGUCAUCUUGAUCACCAUCAUCAUCACAGUUUGGAGGAAACUGUGCCACGCUCCAAAGUGCAGCUCGGUGCGACGUGAAUCCAUGCAUUCUCCCAGCGGGCGCAAAAACUCAGACGAGGCUUCUAUCUGUGGGUACAGUCUGCAGAGACCCAGUUUCUCGGAGAGUCUGCAGGCCACUGGACCUCAGAAAGGUCUAACAUAUCCCGGAUCUGCAUCAGACAAAGGUGUAUUGGCUCGUCAACAGAGCCUUUCGCUACCUUUGCCCUUGGUCCAGGACCCUGAACGGUUGUCACCUUCUGGUCAAAAGAUUCUGCCUCCGAUUUUUGGUUAUCGUUUGGCUCAGCAGCAGCUUAAAGAAAUGAAAAAGCAGGGACUUAAAGAGACCACUCAGGUCUAUCAUGUCUCUCAAAGUCCUAUUGAUGACACUAUGUUGGAGGCCACAGCGUCCACGUCUGCUGGCUUGACACCAGUGCCUCAGGAAAUGGAAAACCAAGAGGAACCCAAUAUUGGUCGCUUCCACCUUCCACCAAAGUCCCCUUUCUCAGAGCCGAUGUGGCCUCACAAAAACUCUGCAACUCUGCCUGACAGGCUAAGCCCUAAGGUUGAUCUGAUACUGGGCACACCAAAGUCUGCCUUCAGUGCCAGGGAGCAGCGCCAGGAACGCACUGCGGACUGGGUGGCAAUGGUUGAGCGCAGUCGACUCGAUUGCUCCAAGAAUCCAAAUUUCAGGAGGACUUGUAGUUUCAACGAGAGCCAGCUGCAGCAGCUGCCUCCACCGCGUCCCUUCAGGGAAAGGAGCAUGACCCAGGUUGCACCACGCCAGCUUCCAGAAGGCAGCUGCAGGACCAGAGCCUGGGAGCAUCCCAUUCCAGAGAUGGAGGACUGGUCUCGACCCAAAUAUGGAAUACCAGACAGCUCACGUGACCAGAGAAGGAGACCAUGGGUGGGCACUCCACCUUCCCUCUCAAAAUCCAAACCAGUUGCUGGAAAUUUAGGGACUUCACCACCAACCAAAGAUCCCCUGAACAACAGUCGCUCAUUGGGCAGAGCACCUUCUUUGGGUAUGGACAGAGUGGAGAGGGCAGAACAGAGCUGGAGCCGGAGAGGCCCUUCACCCAUCCAGAGGAACAUUCUGGCCAGGAAACUUCGGGAAGCCAACUCGUCUGCUAGCAGCCAGCGGCAAAGAAGUUCUACCUUUUCCAGCUCUGAUCAGCGCAAGGGCCGCUGCAGGAGCCUUCCACUCUCUGCAGACUACAGUAACUCCUCUUACGGCCUGACUGACUCUGAGAAACGCAUGAUGGACAUCUCUGGAUACCUGGGAGAGGAGGAUGGACUGGAGGUUAUGAAGGACCACAGACUUACCUAAUUUUAUCUGAGCCUGCUUUUAUCAUGUACAUCCAGCCUAUAUCCAGCUCAUGAACUCUGAGUACUUAUGUGCUUCUGAAGUGAAUUCCCAAAAGCCUGAUUGAUAGGCAUGAAAAAAAAACAUCAAAAUAUAUGGAAUAAUAUGGAGAUAAUGUUGAUAUAGGUCAUUUAUUUAUUUAUCAGAGGGAUUAAAUAGUGUAUGUUUUUCUUUGUUUGUUUGUUUUGUCAAAUAAAACCACUAUGUUUAAAAUUGCCAUAAAAAACAUAGAGGAAUUUGGAUGAGUUUUAAAAAAUUAUGCAAGUCAGUGAUUAUGGAGCACAAUUUUACAUUGAGCCAUUUUGUUUUACAUUUUGACAGUGUACUUAUAAAUGAAUUUCUUGAAAAGUGCAGAAGAAGAUUAUGUUAUCGGACAAAAAGUAGUUGGACAUCUGUGUCAUGCUUACUGAAUGUAUAUGUUCUCUAAUUGUAAGUUAAUUGGCCUGAUUAGCCAACUGUCAAAACAAGUAGCAUUUAUUUUAAACACAUUAUUCCAAAAUGGUAAUUUUCUACUUGACAAAUAUUUUUUUCUAAUUUUCUAAGUUGCAAAGUGUCCAAAUACAUUCUGGGAGCCAAUGCAUGUUAUGUUAAAAAGAUUGAUGAUUUAUGUUAUUAAACAGUAUUGAUCAAUUUUACACAAGGCAAACUACCAAGGCUAAAUUCAAUAAUAUAUAUUUGUACGUAGGUAAAGUAUAUGUAAGUUAUAUAAGCAUGUUAUGUAAGAAUAAUGUUAUAUUUACACCUGUUGUAUUUCUUUGUUGUACAUUGUUUUGUUUUGUAAAUUUUGUUAUUUUAUAAUUUACACUUCGUAAGCUUAAAAAAAAAAGGUUCUCACAUACUCAAACACCCUGACAGUUGUGAGGUGUUUUCCAGCUGGUAAGGUAGAAUACUGGCAAGCAUGCUCAUGGCAAUGCAACGGGAUGUUACUGAUUUAUUGAUCUACUGAUUUAGAUUCAUUAGAAAAAAACAUACAAACAUUAAGACACAGCAAUGGCUGGUUUAGUGUUAUAUGAUAUAAUAUAAUGGAUCAUUUUAUCAAUCUUUCACAUAAAAUAGUAUAUACAGCUCUGGAAAAAAAAGAGAGCAGUUAAAAAUUCUAAGUUUCUUUAAUUUUACCUAAUUAAAAACCUCUGAAAUAUAAUCAAGAGAAAGAUGGAUGAUCACAACCAACAAGGAGAACAUGAUGCCAAGAUGCAUGAAAACUGUGAUUAAAAAACAGGGUUAUUCCACCAAAUAUUGAUUUUUAAACUCUUAAAACAUUAUGAAUAUGAACUUGUUUUCUUUGGAUUAUUUGAGGUCUGAAAGCUCUGCAUAUUUUUUUUUUCAGCCAUUUCUCAUUUUCUGCAAAUAAAUGCUUUAAAUGACAAUAUUUAUAAAAAUGUUGUCUGUAGUUUAUAGAAAAAAACACAAUGUUUAUUUUACUCAAACAUAAACCUAUAAAUAGCUAAAUCAGAGAAACUGAUUCAGAAACUGAAGCGGUCUCUAACUUUUUUCCAGAGCUGUAGGCUAUAUAUACUAACAUGGCGUGUUUAUCCUAAAUUGAGUGCUUUGAAAUAACAUGAGAAGAACCCUUUUAUUUUUCCAAAGACUUGAAAAAGUGCAAUAAGGAAGUUAGAUGCAGGGAUUGCAGUGUAUCCAUAGAUUUUGAAUUUAAAAAACAAACAUGGGUCAAUAUUGUGGGGAUCUGGGGUUCUUGAAAGUCAAACAUUUCAGCAUCUCCGCUUAGUGUGUGUUUACAGACCCCAGUGGCACAGAAUUCCCAGUUACAGUUGGGUAUUGGUUCUAGGAAAUAUUUGGUAUGUUAAGGAACUGCUCAUGAACACUAAGCUGCUUCAUGAAGGCAAACAAACUAGUUUUCCCUCUGGUGAAAUUUAUGAAAUGUAAUGUGUAAUAUGCAAUGGACUAUAGCAGAUGGGGCUGUUUUAUAAACUCAUCUUUGCAUUUGAGAAAUAAGUCAGAUAGACUCAUGCUGAGUCCAAGAUUUAACCUGCAGAUGAACAUGUUUUCAUAUAUAUUUGUAAAUAAAAAAUCUGCUAUUUUCAUACCUUUAAUUGAGAAUCUUUUUUUAGUACAGCAAUGAUGAAUCAUUUAGAUGCACUCAUAGAAGUCAAACAGCAGUACUAUAUGUGGGAAUGUCGUUACACUGGAAAAUGUAAUGUUUCAGAGAUGAUGAACAGCCAAUGUUAUAUAUUGUCUGUAAAAUAAAACAAUAUGUCAAAUUUUCCUUUUUUUAUUAAUGUGUGCUGUCAGUGCUAAAUUGUUAAUACUCACAAUUAAUCUGGAAACUUUCAAUGUGAUAUUGUUUUUAUGCAAAUCGAUCUUUUUAAAAGUUUGGCCCAAACGUAUUACUGUGAUUUAGUGACAUUUUAGCAAGUAGUGUUUUUAUUUAGCAAUGUAAAGUUCAGAAGGUAGAUCACUUUUGAUUUAUUUUGAAAUAUGGAUUAAAUCUCAUAACUAACUCUUA
Molecule: messenger RNA, 5850 nt
Organism: Astyanax mexicanus (Mexican tetra)
Lineage: Eukaryota; Metazoa; Chordata; Actinopteri; Characiformes; Acestrorhamphidae
Product: thrombospondin type-1 domain-containing protein 1
Exons: 5
Coding region: 702-3350 (882 amino acids)
Cellular component (GO): cell periphery
Source: RefSeq, a predicted model, not a curated record